ACAUAUUUAUAUAUCAUUGUCAUUCUGUAUCCAAAGUAAUCCACAAUAUAAAGUAGGGCAGACUGAAAGUAAAGUCACUGCUGUUGCUGCCAGGUGUAAUAUGAAAAUAAUUAUUUCAUAUUUAGAUUAUUGUUUCUACAAAAAGAGCUUUUUAUUAUUUGAAGGAUUGUCGUGCGUGGUUGAUGCGAGCGUGAAGCACUUAAUGGGAGUUGUAAUGCAGGGGGAAGGUGUGGAUGGAACAUGAGACACACAUUCCAUUUAACCCUAAAACUUGAAAGCGAGCGCUUUACCCGUUGACGGGGUGUCAACGUUAAGUCAACCAUGAACGCUCAGUAUUUGCGGAAGCAGUGAAGCACGAAACGUCAGUUGUUACCCCCGGGGUGAAUUAUAUUCGUUAAAUAUUCGAAGCAAUGAGGUCGUGCAGGUUAGUUAUCGUGGUUUGUGUUUUGUUUGGAUUUGCUUCAGCGCAGCCCAGGUGUCCACAGAGAUGCACUUGCGAUUAUUACGCAACAAUCCACACGAUCAACUGCGAUUCACAGGACAUGCGCCAACUUCCCCACGACAUUCCCGAUUGGACGACGCACGUUAGCUUCGACGGGAACUUUCUCACCACAUUACGCCUCAUCGGGUUCAACACCUCCGUUUAUUUCGAAGAAUUUAAAUUCCGUUACAACGCGAUAACCAAGCUGGAAAUAUCAGAUGAAAAUCUCGUCAGCAAGGAAGGAAGAAAAGGGGGGUGUAACGACGUGGUGACAAUCUUUCCACGAUUAAAAAGUGUCAACCUACGUGGCAACAAAAUACACAACCUCCCUAAAUGUUUAUUGUUCGCUUGGCCCAUGUUGAAAAUAUUAAUCUUGGAUCAAAAUCGAAUCACGAGGAUAUCGGAGCUCAACCUAGCGAGCCAUCUUUCCCACGAGUCGAGUCUACAAGAGCUGUCAAUCAUGCGGAACCAAAUUCAUCGAAUCACGAGCGACCUUCAAACGCCUGCCACCAGUUUACGAGGGUUAUUGUAUUUAAACCUCGGGGAAAAUAUCAUCUCAAAGAUUCAAACCGGGGUUUUUAUGUUUUUACCCAAGCUUCGUGUCGUCAAACUGAACGACAACCGACUAAGAAUAAUCCCUUCGUAUGCGUUUGUUACAACUGGUCAGAUGGUGAGGGAAAUCUAUUUACAACGAAACAGAAUCGAGGUUAUAUUCAUCCUCGCUUUCGCCGGCCAACCACGGUUGCAAACCAUCGACCUCCGCACCAACAUGAUUGUUUGCCUCAACAUAAUGUUCACCUCGUGUGUUCAACCUGAUGUGCGUGGAACCAGGUUUGAACGGAGGAUGCGACAAAGUUUAACCUCACGUGGGGGGUUUGGGGUCGAAUAUUCCUCGCUGCGUGGGGUGAGGGUGGGGGGGAACCCCUGGUCAUGUAACUGCACCUUGAAACCACUCAUGCAAAACACAUCGACCAAUCAGCUGGUACGAUCAUCCAUGACGAGCGAAACAUGUCAUAAUCCUCCAACAAUGAGACAAUAUGAUGUCAUAACAGCAAUUGAACAAUUACAUUGUGACUUAACAUAAUUUAAACUUUGUACACGCAGCGUAUGAAUAUCGAUUGAAUAUAAUUCUUCCCCCCAGGCAACAAACCAAAAUAAUGUCGGUGGUUUAACGACGGUAAAGUCACAAAUUGUUUCAAUAUUUUGGUGACUUAUUAUUAUUAUGACAUCAUAAAAAAUCUUUUACUUUAUGAUGUCAUAAUAAACUGUUGUCUUUCAUCAAAGGAAUAUCCUACUAUGAUGUCACAAAGCUUUCUGUGACAUCACAACAUUCCUCAUAAUGAGCUGUCAAUCAAAUGUGCAACCAAGCGUAACUAACCAAACAUAGAGAUAUCAUAUCACUGUGGGUACGAACGCAGCUGGCUAUUGUUGACUAUUAUGACAUCACAACCACCAUGUUACCAUGUUAAUAAUUACUAUGACAUCACAAUACUUACAAUAUAAUAAUGUGACACUUU
This is a messenger RNA of Ciona intestinalis (vase tunicate), 1998 nucleotides long. RefSeq names its product leucine-rich repeats and immunoglobulin-like domains protein 1. Gene Ontology annotation, molecular function: protein binding. Lineage: Eukaryota; Metazoa; Chordata; Ascidiacea; Phlebobranchia; Cionidae. The record is from RefSeq and is a predicted model, not a curated record.